Lodderomyces margitis is the source of this 429-nucleotide messenger RNA. RefSeq lists its product as uncharacterized. The record is from RefSeq and is a predicted model, not a curated record. Lineage: Eukaryota; Fungi; Ascomycota; Pichiomycetes; Serinales; Debaryomycetaceae. The coding region runs from base 1 to 429 and encodes 142 amino acids. The transcript has a single exon.
AUGUCAUCGUGGGACCAAGUUACCUUCUCAUUGAGUCCAAGGAGCAAGGGAUGCUACUUAAUCACUAAAGAAGUCUUAGAAAAGGUUCCGCAAAUCAAAAAUUACGAAGUUGGAAUCAUUAAUUUGUUUAUCCAACAUACAUCUGCGGGGCUAACCUUAAAUGAGAAUUGUGACCCAGAUGUUAGAACCGACAUGGAUGCCGCUCUUGACAGGAUUGCUCCCGAAGGUGACCAUUACAUUCAUGCUGAUGAAGGUCCUGAUGAUAUGCCUGGCCAUGUGAAGAGCUCCACUGUGGGUGUCAGCUUGAGUAUCCCUAUUACAAACGGCAAAUUGAACACAGGUACCUGGCAGGGUAUCUGGUUGUGUGAAUUUAGAAACUACAAACACACAAGAAGAAUUGUCGCCACUAUCAAUGGAAAGAGGAAAUGA